AUGGCUAGCGCGGACACUUCGGCCGCUGCGCAGCCGGGGGACGCCAAGGACGGGCGCUCCGGCCCCAUGGCGCUCAACCCCGGAGUGCCUAUCAGAGGGAUACGGAUGAAAUUCGCCGUGCUCGCCGGCCUGCUGGAAGUUGGGGAAGUUUCCAACCGAGACAUUGUGGAGACCGUCUUCAACCUGUCAGGAAUUUGCAGCAGAGGGAAGAAGAACGAGUCUCACUCUACUCCGUGGAUCUCGCACUUCUCUCUUCUCAGCUCGCGUUGGCUGCUUGGCUCCUCAGCCAUGAUUAAUUCAGGGAGACCUCUGGAGAGAACAGCCAGGCAGGGUUACCCAGCCAGGCAUCUGCUGGUUGGUGGUCAGUUUGACCUGGAAAUGAACUGCAUCAUCCAGGAACCAGAGAGCAUUGUGUGCAUGGUGGAGCUGCUGGACAAAUGCGAGCCCAACUGUCAGGCCGAGAUCUGGAGCAUCUUCACCGCCAUCCUAAAGAAAAGUGUCCGGAACCUUCAGGCAUGCACUGAUGUGGGGCUGAUCCAGCAGGUGCUCCAGCAUAUUUCCGUGACUGACAGCAUGAUUGCAGACCUGCUGGUGGACAUGUUGGGUGUGCUUGCCAGUUACAGCAUCACAGUGAGAGAGCUGAAGCUUUUCUUCAGCAAGCUACAAGGGGAGAAAGGCCAGUGGCCGCGCCAUGCAGUCAAGCUUCUGUCGGUGCUUAAGUACAUGGCUCACAGGAACGGCCCAGACUCUUUUUUCAGCUUUCCAGGGAAAAAUGCAGCCGCAAUAGCUCUGCCCCCCAUAGCUAAAUGGCCAUAUCAGAAUGGAUUUACAUUCCACACGUGGCUGCGAAUGGAUCCUCUCAACAACAUCAAUGUGGACAAAGACAAGCCUUAUCUGUACUGUUUCCGUACCAAUAAAGGAAUGGGUUACUCUGCACAUUUUGUGGCCGGCUGCUUGAUAGUAACCUCUUUGAAAUCAAAGGGCAAAGGAUUUCAGCACUGUGUAAAGUAUGACUUCAAACCACAGAAGUGGUACAUGGUGACUCUGGUUCACAUCUACAAUCGCUGGAAAAACAGUGAAAUCAGCUGUUAUGUGAACGGAGAACUGGCUUCCUUUGGAGACAUGGCUUGGUUCGUCAACACCAGUGAUACUUUUGACAAGUGUUUCCUUGGAUCGUCUGAGACAGCGGAUGUGAACCGUGUGUUCUGUGGACAGAUGGGGGCAGUUUACCUUUUUUCAGAAGCUCUCAGCGCUGCUCAGAUCUUUGCCAUCUAUCAGCUGGGUCCAGGCUACCAGGGAACAUUCAAGCACAAGGCCGAGAGUGACUUGUUGUUUGCGGAGCAUCAUAAGACCAUACUGUAUGAUGGCAAGCUGUCCUCUAGUAUUGCCUUUGCGUAUAACCCUCGAGCCACAGAUGCCCAGCUCUGCCUUGAGUCCUCUCCCAAGGACAACGCCUCAAUUUUCGUCCACUCACCUCAUGCACUCAUGCUGCAGGAUGUGAAGGCUGUGGUGACACACUCAGUCCAGAGUGGCAUACACUCCAUCGGUGGUGUGCAGGUCCUCUUCCCCCUGUUUGCACAGCUGGAUUACUGCCAGCCUUCCAGCCAAGAGCUGGACACCUCUGUUUGCUGCACUUUGCUGUCGUUUGUAAUGGAGCUCUUGAAGAACUCAGUGGCUAUGCAAGAGCAGGUCUUGGCCUGCAAAGGCUUUCUCGUCAUUGGCUACACAUUGGAGAAGUCUUCCAUGGUGCAUGUGACGCGCCCCGUCCUGGAGAUUGUUCUGGCCUUUUCCAGAUACCUUAGCAACUUGCAGAACGGCAUCUUGCUGCUCAAGCAGCUUUGUGACCAUAUCCUAUUCAACCCAGCCAUCUGGAUCCAUGCCCCGGCCAAGGUGCAGCUGACACUCUAUACCUACCUGGCAACAGAGUUCAUCAGCACAGUUACUAUCUACAAUGCCAUUCGCAGGGUGGGCACUGUGCUCCAGGUCAUGCAUACACUAAAAUACUACUACUGGGUUACAAACCCUCAGGACCGCAGUGGAGUCAUCCCUAAAGGCCUUGACGGCCCUAGGCCAAGCCAGAAGGAGGUACUGUCUUUGCGAGCCUUUCUGUUGCUGUUUGUCAAGCAGCUAAUUAUGAAGGAUCAUGGAGUGAAGGAAGACGAGCUGCAGAGUAUCCUCAACUACCUCCUGACCAUGCACGAGGAUGACAACCUCAUGGAUGUGCUGCAACUGUUGGUUGCUCUAAUGUCUGAACAUCCAGGAUCGAUGGUUCAAGCGUUUGACCAGCGAAAUGGAAUUCGCGUGAUUUAUAAGCUUUUGGCCUCAAAAAGUGAGGGAAUAAGAGUCCAAGCUCUCAAGGUCAUGGGCUACUUUCUGAAAAGCUUGCCACCAAAGAGGAAAGCUGAGGUCAUGCUGAGUCAUGGCCUGUUCUCCCUGCUCACCGAACGCCUGAUGCUCAACUCCAGCCAGUUCACCAUGACGACCUACAAUGCACUCUUUGAGAUUCUUACGGAGCAGAUCUGCACUCAAGUGAUCCAUAAACAGCAUCCGGACCCCGACUCCACUGUGAAGAUUCUCAACCCGCAGAUUCUGAAGGUAAUAGCUGCCCUUUUGAAGAACUCUCCCCCUUCCCCCGAGAGCAUGGAGGUGCGCAGGGUGUUUCUGUCAGACAUGAUCAAACUGUUCAAUAACAGUAGGGAGAACCGCAGGAGCCUGCUGCAGUGUUCGGUAUGGCAGGAGUGGAUGCUCUCUCUGUGCUUCAUUAACCCGCGAAACAGCGAGGAGCAGAAAAUCACAGAGAUGGUCUACGCCAUCUUCCGCAUCCUGCUCUACCACGCCAUCAAAUACGAGUGGGGCGGCUGGCGCGUCUGGGUGGACACCCUGUCCAUCACCCACUCCAAGGUGACCUUUGAGCAGCACAAAGAGAAUCUGUCACGCAUGUUUCGUCAGUACCAACAUCAGGAGUCUACAGGCUCCCGGAGCUCAAUACGCACAAUUUCUGGUGUAAGCCAAAACUCGGAUUCCAUGAGAUGUGUUAAUGGGCCACCUGCGGAAGAGACGGCGCCCUCCACUGUCAUUGAACUUACAGUGGACGAAGUGCCCCCGAAAUCUAUGGACUCAGCAUCUAGUUCCACCAUCACCUCCAGGCCAGCGGAGGCCAGCGAGGACAGAGGACACGCAUCUAUCAGUGUGUCCAACAUUCUGUCCACGGCAGCAGAGGAAGAGCAGGAGAUGGUGGAGGAGUCGACCAGAGAUGGUUCAGCUGCAGUGAUCAAGAAAACACAGGCAGAGGAGCGGAGUGAAGAGAUCAGCAACAAAGGAGCCACUGGUGAUGAGUCUGAAACUGAGCAACACGGCAACCAACCGGAACCAGCUGACACAAAAGCAGGGGACGCGGUCAGAGACUCUGCAUCUGAGAGCGACCUAUCACAAAUCCCCACGACAGAUGAGGAAAAGUCAGAGUGUGAACACAACACAGGUGAAUCGUCAAAUCUCAAAGCAGAAGAUUCUUUAAAUGAAGGAGAUGGAGAAGGGCUAGAUAGUUCUAAACAAGGAGAUGGGAUCCAAAUGUCCCCUGAACCCGCUGCCUGUCUGGAGAACCCUGUGCUGGGUGGAGCUUCUGGCCUUAAUGAGGACUUGGUUGACGUGUCCACUGUUAGCGACCAGGUCCAUCCCAGUGAUGCUGAUGAUAGUCAAGAGGAGUCCUCAUAUGCCUCUGCUGCGACUGGAGACGAGGGCGAGGUUGGAAAAAAGGAGUUUGAGGGUAAAAUAAGUGAUCAGGAAGAGCAGGAGAUUAAAACUGAGGACGAAAACAAAGACAAGCAGGAUAUUGAAACACAAGAAGAAAAGAGUGAACCUGUAAAGGAACAGGAAAGUCAGACUCCUCCAGCUGAAACACUUGAACUAAGCGGCACAGAAGCACCCAAAGACAAUGCUGGAGACGCAGAGUCUUCCUCUCCAAGUGAAACUGCUGCUGCAGACCAGCAGCCCUCAGAUGCCAUGCAGGAGGCGGCAGCAGCUCCAGAUGCCGCCUCACCAAGCCAGCCCUCAGACAUCAGCGGCACCUCUGCAGGAGAGACCCCGUCCAGUGCCCCUGACAAUGGCACCACUACCUCUGACACCUGCAAGACCACCGACUCUGUCAGCAAGGCCAAAGAGAUAAAAAUUGCCCGACUGGAUGUGUCCAAUGUGGCCUUGGACACGGAGAGACUUGAACUGAAGGCGACAUCUACUCCAGAAACAAGCCAAGGCCAGACGGUCGCCUCAGGAGCAGGAGAAGCAGCAGGUUCCCCCAGCCAGCCCAGAGAGAGUAGCAGUUCAGCUCCUCGCUCCACCAUGUUCCGUAUCCCAGAAUUCCGAUGGUCCCAUAUGCAUCAGCGCCUCCUCACUGAUCUCCUCUUCUCGAUCGAGACAGAUGUGCAGAUGUGGAGGAGUCACUCCACAAAGACAAUCCUGGACUUUGUGAACAGCAGUGAGAACGUUGUGUUUGUCCACAACAGCGUACACCUCAUCUCCCAGGUGGUGGACAAUCUCAUUAUGGCUUGUGGAGGCAUUCUACCACUGCUCUCUGCUGCAACAUCUUCCUCUCAUGAACUAGAGAACAUUGAGCCAUCUCAGGGUUUGGCGGUGGAAGCCUCUGUCACCUUUUUGCAGCGCCUCAUCAACCUCGCAGACGUUCUCAUCUUUGCCAGCUCCCUAAACUUCACAGAGAUAGAAGCUGAGAAGAAUAUGUCUUCUGGAGGCAUCCUGCGGCAGUGCCUUCGCCUCGUGUGUGCUAUGGCAGUGAGAAACUGUCUGGAGUGCCAGCAAGCCCAGUUUAAGCACGAGGCUGAAGGCUCAGCUCGCAGCUACACAGCCAUGCCCAGCUCUAGUCCUGUUGAUGCAGUGACGGGUGGCAUGUCCCCAGUCAGAGAUUUAGACCGGCUCCUCCAGGACAUGGACAUUAACCGGCUCAGGGCGGUUGUCUUCAGAGAUAUCGAGGACAGUAAGCAGGCCCAGUUUCUGGCUCUAGCUGUAGUCUACUUCAUCUCAGUCCUCAUGGUGUCCAAAUACCGUGACAUCCUGGAGCCGCACAAUGACAGUAAACACCCCCAUCGCUCUCAGUCUUCGAAAAGCACAGACAGUGGUGCCGCUUCAGGUGGAACAGAGGUGGAGAAUGGCUUCUCUCUCAGGCGGUACGACUCUGGUAUCGGUGACGACCCCACCUCAACUGCAGUGAGCGAAGCAGAUCUGUCGUCUUCUGGUGCAACUCAUGGCCCAGACGCCAUCUCAGAGGCCCUGUCCACACUGUCAUCUGAGGUCAAACCUGCUGUGUCUGCUGACUCAAAGGGCAAGAACGUGAAGGACAUUCUUCGAAGCCUAGUGAGCGCUCCUGCGGAUGAUAUCACAGUAGAUCCAAGUUUACUGCCUCCAGCGUUUCUCGGUCCGAUCGGGGAAGUGGCCAGAGAACCGUCCCUGCAGUUCCGCUCAUUCGAUAGAAGUGUUGUCGUCGCACCCAAGAAAGUGGGCAUGACGCCAUCUCCAGGAGCGUCCAGCUCUGUGCCGACAUCCACCGCUGCCUCUGUGUCGGGAGCAGCCGUGGAAAGCGUUGCCGUGGUGUCCUCUGGUGACGCGUCUCAGGGCACCUCCGCAGACUCCGCAGCUGCAGGCGGCCAGGUUCCAGCCAGCACUAGCCUGCCAUCUGUCCCCCCACUCUCCCCUGUGACCCAGAACACAGCCCCCAAUAUGAGUAUCUCAGAACGUCUAGAACAUGCUCUGGAAAAGGCAGCUCCUCUGCUGAGGGAGAUCUUUGUCGACUUUGCCCCCUUCCUCUCUCGCACCCUGCUGGGCAGUCACGGACAAGAGCUGCUCAUUGAGGGCACCAGCCUGGUGUGUAUGAAGUCCAGCAGCUCAGUGGUGGAGCUCGUCAUGCUUCUGUGUUCUCAGACUCGCCUUGUGCACAGUAAAUCCACAGCAGCCUUAUCUUUCCUCCACCCCACCUUGUCUACCCCUCCACAUUCAAUCCUUUCACCUAUAUGGAGAACAGAGAAAUCAGAGAAAAAGGCGUCUUCAACUCCAAAUAUUGGUUUGAGGGUCAAGGGUGGACGACCUGUCCACAUCACCUUUGACCCAUUGGCCGGCCCUUGUGGCCUGGACCAAACUGAUGAGGAGGGAUAA
Messenger RNA from Menidia menidia (Atlantic silverside), 6156 nucleotides. The record is from the annotation of a GenBank genome assembly. NCBI's taxonomy places the organism in Eukaryota, Metazoa, Chordata, Actinopteri, Atheriniformes, Atherinopsidae.